AUGGCUAGUACCUGGAGUCACGAGAGAGACAAGCAGUUGCUUGUGGCCAUCCUGGCCGUCCAUUCCCCGCUGAACUUCUCCUCGAUUGCUAAAGCGAUGGGACAGGGCAACAGCACUGCAGCUGUGAAGCAGCAUCUUUACACUCUGAAAGCCCGCCACGAGGGAACCUUUACGAAAUCUCCUACCAAGGACAAUGCCGACAAACCCACUGGCCGUAGCCGCAAGUCUACCAAAACCACUACCAAGCGCAAGACUGCAUCGGGCACCCAGUCUGAAAAGGACACCGUUGUGGAGAGCCAGGAUGAGCAUGGGGAUGAAUCCGCCUCCAGUCCUACUAAGCAACGCAAGCUCUAA
This is a messenger RNA of Penicillium crustosum, 354 nucleotides long. RefSeq lists its product as uncharacterized. The record is from RefSeq and is a predicted model, not a curated record. NCBI's taxonomy places the organism in Eukaryota, Fungi, Ascomycota, Eurotiomycetes, Eurotiales, Aspergillaceae. The coding region runs from base 1 to 354 and encodes 117 amino acids. The transcript has 3 exons.